This is a messenger RNA of Penicillium odoratum, 3180 nucleotides long. RefSeq lists its product as uncharacterized. The record is from RefSeq and is a predicted model, not a curated record. The transcript is spliced from 5 exons. Bases 1 to 3180 code for a protein of 1059 amino acids. Lineage: Eukaryota; Fungi; Ascomycota; Eurotiomycetes; Eurotiales; Aspergillaceae.
AUGGCGGCUCGCACUAACAGGGAUCUGGAUGACUCAAUUAGUGAGACAUUGUCGCGCCGCGACACCCAGACCACCAAGAAAGAGAAAGUUACACUUGGGACCAGAUUAAAAAAAAUAUGGCAGAAAACUGGGUUGGAUCAGCAAACCAUUGUGCUGAUGAUGAAGGGUGGCUUGGCUCCGGCAAUCGCCGUAUCCAUCUACCAAGCCACGGAUGUGGCAGAUGAGUACACCACUCUCGGCUAUCUUAUAGCGAUCGUAUCUAUUUUGGGAUUUGCUAUCAUGCCUCGUGCCAAGUUCAUUCAGAUGAUGAUCUUUGACGUGUUGGCUGUCUGUAUAGCAUCAUGCUUGGCGUUGUUGACCAUGUACUGCAGCGUCAAGGCACGCCAGCAUACCCAAAACGGGUCGACCUCGUCGUACAAUUCAUCCGCAUCGGCAGUCAGUGCGGUUUGGCUGUUCUUUCAGAUUUGGCUUGUCCAUACUUUCCGCGCCAAAUACCCACAAUUCCAAUUUCCAGUGGUCCUCUACUCCAUUUUUGCCAACGUCUCAUCCAUCUACGCCCCACAGGAAAAAAACAUGGCCUCUUCAAUAGCACUUGUCUUGAAGCUGCUGAAGACCUUUCUCACUGGACUGGCCUUGUCAAGUGGAGUUUCUCUCCUCGUCUUUCCGAUGACUUCGAGAAAAGCAGUGUUCAAACAGAUGGGUGGCUAUAUUGGAAGCCUUCGAGCUGCGUUAGGCGCUCAUGCCGUGUACUUUGAAACGCUGGAAAAGGAUGAUAUGUUUGGCCGAGCGGAGACCUACGACUCAUCCCAAGAGAAAUGGGGAAAGAAGGGGAAGGUGUACAGCCCCGAGGCGGAAGCCAUCCGUGGCGCGGUCCGAGCAAUUACCGAUCUCCAUGCGAAGCUUCACGGCGACUUGACCUUUGCUAAAAGAGAAUUCGCACUUGGGAAAUUGGGACCAGAUGAUAUUCAAUCCAUCUUUCGCCACUUGCGACAGAUUAUGGUUCCCGUGGUGGGGUUGAGUUUUGUUGUCGAUAUCUUUCAAAGACUAUCGGACUAUAAUCGGUGGAAUGAGCCUAUUGAUGCAAAUUCUGAAGCUAUUCCCGACCAUGUUCGUGAGCAGGUUGUGCGAGAUUGGAAUGAUAUCAUGAGGGCAGUGCAUGACCCUUUUGCAACCAUGAUCCAGACUAUCGAUGAGGGAUUGCUACAUAUCUCGUACGUUCUUCAUCUCACCAAGCGCCCUAAGAGAGUCGCCGUGGCAAUGAAUAGUGAAGGCACACAGGAAGACGAAAAGGACGUCGAAGCAUCUGCUGAUAACACCGCACCGGGCGACAAGGGAUUUGCGGCGCACUAUCAGCAAAAGCUAAGUGCGUUCCGAAGCGCAAAGAAAAUUGCCUUGCAAACCUGGGCUGAAGAAAAGGGGGUCUCCUUGCCACCUGACUUUUUUGAACACCCACCGGUUGACAGCUUGAAGGGCGAUUUCUUUGAUGCCUCAGCCUCAUACCAAGACCGCAGUAGACGCCAGUUGUACCUGUUCCUCUACAUGGAGCAGCUCCUGUCCUCGACCGGCCAGACUGUUCUCGGAUUUGUCGAAUAUGCCGAUGGCGUUGCUGCCAAAGGGAAAUUGUCCCGGACUCGGCUUAUCAUCCCUGGUUUCAAGCGGAGUUGGAAAUGGGCUAAAACCUUUUUGAGUGCCCAUGAUCACCAUGAAGAUGAUCAUAUGGGAGACAUUCAUACUCAAAGUACUUCUCUCGAACUUGGAGAAGCUUAUCGGCACCGCAAAGACCCUGAGCAUUUACCCCCAGCGAAUUUAUUCCAAGAACUUGGGGAUCGGGUUCGAGUAAUUCCACGCUUCCUUCGCUCAUUUGAAUCUUCUUACGGAUUUCGUGUUGCGUGUGCAACAAUGACUAUUGCAGUCAUUGCAUUCUUACAUGACACCCAGGAGUUCUUUACGAAGCAGCGGUUAGUGUGGGCCAUGAUCAUGGUCAAUCUGAGCAUGUCCCCCACCUCGGGACAAAGCAUCUUCAGCUUUGUUCUCCGCAUCGCUGGUACUACGAUUGCAAUGGUUGUAAGUCUGUUAAUCUGGUACAUCCCCGACCAAAAGACACCUGGAAUCAUUGUCUUCCUUUUCAUCUUCGUCUCCAUCGGCUUCUACGUACCAAUCAAGCUAUUCCGGUUUCGCGUCGUUGGAUUGAUCAGCGUCGUCACAACCACCAUGAUUAUUGGAUACGAGCUCUCUGUCCGAAAGGUCGGUGAGGCAGUUGCAACCUCGAAUGGGCAAGCUUACUAUCCCAUUUAUGAGCUUGCGCCGUAUCGCCUGGCCGCAGUAAGCGGCGGUAUCUUCGUGGCGUUUAUCUGGACGUUCUUCCCCUACCCGAUUUCCGAACACUCGGUACUACGACAGAGUCUAGGAGCUUCUCUGUAUCUGUUGGCGAACUAUUACUCUAUUAUCCACGAGACGCUGAACGCGCGUAUCCGUGGUGACGAAGGCGAUAUCACUUUGAAAAGUUCCGCCGGUCGCAAGCUAGAGAAGGCCCGUCAUAAGGUCUUUUCCAAACAGAUGCUCAUGUUAGCUGGUCUGCGCACUUACUCCGGAUUUCUUACUUGGGAAGUUCCUGUCGGCGGAGUGUUCCCCAAAAAGCAAUACGACUCGAUUAUUCUAUGCGUCGAAAACAUCGUGAGCUAUCUCAGUUUACUUGGUUACGCCUCUGACUCGAUGAUGCGUCUGAACGAUGACGAUGAUGAAUCGGGAUCAGUUUGGAUGCACGACUUCCGCCGCCUCGUCGGUACCGCCAAGGUUACUACCCACGAGGUGACAUCCCUGCUAUGUCUUCUAUCGGCUAGUAUUACAAAUAGCCAACCUUUGCCGCCGUAUCUGAAAACACCAAGGCCCUAUAGCUUUUCCAAGCGCCUGGAGGCGCUCGACAAGGAUAUCUUGAGCAUCAAGCACAUUGCCGAACCAGGUUUCGCAACGUUUGCCGUAUUACAGAUUUCCACCCGUUGUAUAGUCGGAGAUGUGGAAAGACUCAUGUGGCAAGUGAAAGAUUUGGUUGGAGAACUGGACUUCUCUUUCCAUGCUGUCAGUACUACAGAUGGCAUCACACAUUCUCGAAUGACGUCCCGAGCUCCAUCGAAAGUGUCUCUUCAUGAAACACAGGCCGCGGAUCGUAACAAGACGGAUUGA